Molecule: messenger RNA, 1464 nt
Organism: Linum tenue
Lineage: Eukaryota; Viridiplantae; Streptophyta; Magnoliopsida; Malpighiales; Linaceae
Source: the annotation of a GenBank genome assembly
AUGGCGUCGGUGGAGCUUCCGCUGGGGUUGCCAAGAACCGUGGUGCUGAAGAACAAGAACAGCCACACUUUCCUGCGCUACACAAACGAAGAAGGCGGACAGCAAGGCCUCCUCCAGUUCACGGGGAAGGAAGCCGCGAGCCCUCUGGCCAAGUUCAACGUGGAAGCCUCCAAGACAACGGAAGGACUGGUCCACAUCCGGUGCGCCUCCAACAACAAGUACUGGAGGAGAUGGACAUCCAGCAACGACUGGAUCGCCGCCGCCGCCGACAGCCCCGAGGAGGACCAGUCCAAGUGGUCGUGUACGCUCUUCAAGCCCGUCAAGGUGGAGUCCGACGACCAGGCCCUCCUCGUCCGCUUCCUCCACGUCCAGCUCAACCACUACGCCUCCCUCUUCGCCGGCGCACAUCCUUACACCUUCUUUCUGUUCGCCGGAACGGCAUCGCCCAACAAAGACCUCUACGACGUGUGCGAGGUGGUGGAUCGGGAAGCGCUCGUCGUGCUGCCUCAGCACGUGGUGUUCAAGGGCGACAACGGGUCCUACCUCCGUCUUAGCGAGUUGGAAACUAGGAACGCGCUCCUUGAGUUCGACGCCAAGGACAUUGGCGAUCCGGGUGUCGGCCAUCAGGUGUUCACCGCCACAGAUGGAGCCAUUCGGAUCAGAGCCAGCAAGAACGAUUAUUUCUGGGGUUUUUUCCCCAAUAUGAUCUUUGUGGAGUCCGAGGACGCUAGCACCAACAACCCGGACAACCUGUUUUGGACUGUUAAACUAGACAAGAACGUCAUCGCUUUACGCAACCAGGGCAACAGCUUGUUCUGCGCUCGGAAUACAUACUUGGAGCAAAGCGCCUACCUUGAAGCUGGGGUUCCCACCAUCACCCAGGAGGCGAGGCUCCAGGUAGAGGAGCAGGUGCUGUCCAGGGAGAUUUACGACGUAAAAUAUCGCCUCCUGGACGCACGAAUCUACGACCAGAAGAUCAUCACCGCGGCCACGGAGGACACCACCAACGACAGCCCCAACCCAGUGACCAACACGCUGACGCUGACGCACACCGACUCCAAAAGCACCCAGUGGGAAGACAACGUCACCGUCCAGCUCGGAGUCACUGCUUCGCUGACAUGUGGCAUCCCCUUUAUCGGGGAAGCGUCCAUUGAGGUCUCGGCGGAGGAGUCCCACUCCGUCACCUGGGGUGAACAGCACGAAACCUCCGACACGCUGUCCAACCAGUACGACGCGACGGUGAGUCCCUACAGUAAGAUGAAGGUGAGCCUGGUGGCGACGCAAGGUACCUGUGACGUCCCGUUUUCCUACACCCAGAGGGACGUUCUGUUCGACGGCACACCGGUUACGUACCAGAAGGACGACGGAGUCUACACCGGGGUUAACAGCUACAACUACCAGUAUCAGACCAAAGAGGAGCCCCUGCCCAACAGGCCGCCACCGCCCGCUUCAUCAUCGGCUUGA